Acanthamoeba castellanii str. Neff is the source of this 1932-nucleotide messenger RNA. RefSeq names its product HTTM, putative. The coding region runs from base 1 to 1932 and encodes 643 amino acids. NCBI's taxonomy places the organism in Eukaryota, Discosea, Longamoebia, Acanthamoebidae. The record is from RefSeq and is a predicted model, not a curated record. The transcript is spliced from 7 exons.
AUGAGUGCAAGAGGAGUGGUCAAGUGGGUACGGUGCACGUUCGCCCUCGAUGUUCGUUCGUUGGCGCUGUGGCGGGUCACAUCGGCUGUGCUACUGCUCGCCGACGUGGCCUGGCGUGCGCGGGACGGCGACGUCUACGCCCUGCUCACGGACUGGGGCGUGUGGCCGGCCGCCCACGCGACCCAGUGGAACGCCUACAUCGUGAGCCUGCACUUUGCCAGCGGCACGCCCGCCUUCCAGGCCCUCAUGCUGUGUCUCUCUGCAGCCUGCUCCCUGUGCCUGCUGGUCGGCUAUCGUACCCGCCUGGCCUCCUUCUUCUCAUGGGCUCUCCUCACCUCCCUCCACAACCGCAACCAAAUGACACAAAACGCGGGCGACGAGUACUUCAGACUGUUGCUGCUGUGUUCAGUCUUCCUUCCGCUCGGCUCUUGUUUCUCGGUGGACUCGGCGCUCGACCUCGCACCCGAGUCGCCAACGCGAGCGCCACCCUACGACGACAAGGCCCACAAGAAGACAAAUGCGCCUAGCGCGGCAUCGCCCAGAUACCGCUUCCUCUCGGGCUGGACCUUCGCAUUCAUGUUCCAGGUGCUGAUCCUCUACGUGUGCACGGCGCUCCUCAAGACCGGCGAGGCCUGGUGGAACGGCCAGGCCGUCUACUACGCCCUCUCGCUGGACGUGUACGCCACGCGCCUGGGCCUCUUCAUCCGCCAGUUCCCGUUCCUCACCGCACUCUUGACCUGGGGCACCAUCUCCUUCGAGUGGAUUGGUCCGAUGCUUCUGGUCUUUCCGGUUCACUCCGAGCUGGUGAGACUGCUGGCUGUGGUGGGCUUCUGCUUGCUCCACCUGGGCUUUGGGAGCUGCCUCACCCUGGGCCUGUUCAUGUGGAUCCCUCAGGCGGCCAUGUGCGCCCUGCUACCUCCGCUGUUCUGGGACCACGUCAUGCACCGCCUGCAAACCCCCGCCCGGCGCGGACUUCGCAUCUACUACGCAGAUGAGGCUCUGCUGUUUGUGCGGAUCAUGUGCACAUUCUUCCUGCUGCCCGGGACGAAGGUGUGUUCCCUCGGCCACACGGCACUGGCCGCAGCCCGAGCCGAUGGGAGUGAAGUCAACGAGGAAGAGCUCGGCCCUAGGGAUGUAGAGGACCAGACCAACGCCCGGGGCGCGUCGUGGGACCGCGGCCAGCAGUGGCUGGUCGCGGUGAACCACCGGGGCGAGGUCACCCGGGGCCGCGAGGCCGUGCUCUGCAUCCUCGCGCGCUCACCUCUCCUCUUUGCCCUGCCCCCGAUCGUGCGGCUGCUACGUCGCCUGCUGGCGCAGUUGGGCUGUUGUCCGACCACCAGCCACCAGCGACGGAGCGGUGGAGCGUUGAGGCCGGCGCUGCGGGUGCCGUGGCGCAGGAACAAGUGGCGCAGGAACUACACCGGGUGGCGCCAGCACUGCCUGGCGGUCCUGUUCGUGCUCUUCACUCUCAACUGGAACGCGGCGCUCGAACCCGGCAGAGCCUACUUCGACGGGCCGCUCGUGCAGAUCGUCGGCAGCGUCCUUCGGUUGGACCAGUUCUGGGGCAUGUUCGCGCCCUUCCCCCUCAUCGAAGACGGAUGGUACCAGACUACACCGUAUCUCUUCACGGGCUUCCGCCUGACCGGCGACGAGACGGGCGACCUGAUCUCGCUCGCCAAGCCGGAUAUCGCGUCCGACUUCUACCCCUCCCAGCGGUGGUCCAAGCUCUUCGACAACCUGCGCCCCGACUCGGCCGAUCUGCUGCGACUCGGGUUCGGGCGUUACAUCUGCCGCGAGUGGAACCUGCACGCGGGCAACCCGCCGGAGAAGCGGCUGGUGCGCUUCGACAUGGACUACAUGGCCGAGCUCACCCUCCCCGAUCAGCGCACCGCUCCCAUCGAGCGGCUCACUCUCUGGCGACACCUGUGUUGA